Messenger RNA from Mycetomoellerius zeteki, 1052 nucleotides. RefSeq names its product rac GTPase-activating protein 1-like. The record is from RefSeq and is a predicted model, not a curated record. Gene Ontology annotation, molecular function: GTPase activator activity. The transcript has 5 exons. NCBI's taxonomy places the organism in Eukaryota, Metazoa, Arthropoda, Insecta, Hymenoptera, Formicidae. The coding region runs from base 89 to 1015 and encodes 308 amino acids. Gene Ontology annotation, biological process: Rho protein signal transduction; mitotic cytokinesis; mitotic spindle midzone assembly. Gene Ontology annotation, cellular component: centralspindlin complex; spindle midzone; nucleus.
CUGCAACUAUUCCAUUUGGAAGAUCUGGUAAGAAGUGAAUAGAUGGAUCCGGUUUGCCAUCCUAACAUAAUAUAUAAUUCUGAUCAAUAUGCCCCAAAUAAAAUGUCUACCUUUGGAAGAGUAUCAACAACUUCGUUUAGAUUUAGAUCGAAUCCGCCGAGAAACUGCAAGUCUUCAUCAGAAAUUAUGUCAUGCUAGAAGAAAUUUAGAGGAGGAAAAACGUAAACGUCGAACGAUUGAGCAUCAUAAAAACUUGCUGGAAAGUCAAAUCAACAUGGCUAAAAAGGUGUUAUUUCAUGACAGAGAAAUAAAUUUGAACGAAGAUAUAAAAAAAAAGCUAGAAUUUCUUAAUAAACCUGAAAUCGAAUUUAAAAAUAAUAAUUUAACUGUCCAAGACAAAUGGAGUGAUAGACAUCUGACUACAAUAGCGGAAACAGAUUCUACAGGUUCGAUAUUAAGUGACUUAAAUUGUUUAUCCAAGUCAGAAGAUGAUUUGGAUACCGAUACUAUCAUAAAGGUUCAGAGAGAAAAAAAGUGGAAAGAGUAUAAACCUAAUGGUGAAUAUUCUAUGAAUAAACGGUGUGACACAUUAGAUAAAAUUGUAGAAUUUAAUUCGUCAGAUGGAGUAACAGCGAAAAUUAAAGCUAUUAAGGCAAAAGAUAAUGCACACUCUGUACCUGUCACAACUCAAAUUGCAUCUAACAAAGAAAAUAUUGAUUCUAAAUCAUCCAAGGUCCAAGUGUCUUCUGCUAAUCAUAGCUUUAUAUCAAAGAUAGUUAUUAAACCGGAAACAUGUACUCCAUGUGGUAAAAGAAUCAGGUUUGGAAAGAUAGCACUGAAAUGUAGAGAUUGUCCUAUUACAUGUCACACAGAAUGCAAGAUUCAAGUUACUUUAGUUCCAUGCGAACGUGGAAAAUCAGCAAUGUUAUUUGGUGGAUCUGUAAGUACUGCACGAAAUAAUGGUUGCGUUCAGCAGACUCAACAGUUUUGCAACCGUUUUAUGAUUCUUCGCUGAGAUAGGACUAUUCCAGACUAUUCCUUUAAGGCCAUCA